Messenger RNA from Theobroma cacao (cacao), 733 nucleotides. RefSeq lists its product as uncharacterized. The record is from RefSeq and is a predicted model, not a curated record. Lineage: Eukaryota; Viridiplantae; Streptophyta; Magnoliopsida; Malvales; Malvaceae.
UCUUGUUUCUUUUCUUUUCCUUUUUUUUUUCUCUAACCCAUUCUUAAAUUUCAUGCUUUUUGGUACGAAGCAGAAAAAGAUGUAUAGAUCAGCAAGCUGGAGCCGAGUUUCAGAUGACUAUUACUCGUCGCCCAAGGCGGGGACAGGGCUGCGAAUGUCAUCAUCGGUGGAAGGCAAUAAUGAGGUGCCAAUGUAUGACCCCAUCAUAGAGAUGGCGAAGAAAGAAAAGUCACGGGCUAGGUUUGCUGAGAAUGCCGUCCAUAUAAUUCCUUUGGUGCUCCUUGUUUGUGCCCUCAUUCUUUGGUUCUUUUCCAAUGCAGAUGUGGAAGUGGUAACGAAAGCGGAUUCAGUAGCAGCAAGAAUCGAAGGAUUGACUAUCGAUGGGGACAUUGAUCAUGAUAGUGAUGGUACUCAGGCAGGGUUUUUGCCAGUCGGGGAUUCGGUGGACGCCGAUACAUCAAAACAACCUAAAGAUAAAAAAGCUUCAAGGAAGCUGCAGAAUUACAAUCUCAAAUGAUGAUUUCCCUUCCUUGUUGUCCUCAAAAGAUCAAUGAUAUGAAGACAAAGGCAGCAUCAACUCCCCUACGCCUACUUUCCUUGAGGAACAUGGGAGAGAAAGGAAAAUUAUCCAACUCGCCUUCAUCCCUAGAGAAAAUUCAUGUUCAUGGUAAUUGAAAUACAUGGUUUCAGGAUUACCUAUUCCAGAAUUUAAUAUUUUCAGUUCCCAUUUUUA